GAUAGACAUUGUAUAAUUUCAUUUGUUGUGCUGAAAAUCAGCAACGGGCAAGUUAAAAACUUUUGGAGCAAAUGGCCCAAAUUCUUCUGAGGAACUUCGCACGAGCCGGCAAUGCGGCGCUGUUAACAAAAAGCAGCAACAGCAGCUCCAUCCUAGCCACAAGUGCCGAGCCCGGCAAUUGUCAGCUGCACACAACGCCGGCAUGCUGCGAGAUUAGGAAACUCGCUCGACUGCGCGUGGUGGAUAACAGCGACCUGGGCAAGCGUGCCAUGGCCGAGGGCCGGCCGCCCAGAUGCAUUCAUGUGUACAACAAGCGGGGCAUUGGCCUAAUCGGCGACAAGGUGCUGGUGGCCAUCAAAGGACAGAUGAAGAAGGGCAUCCUCGUCGGUCUCAAGCAGAAGCAGCGCAUGAAGCAGCCCCAAUUCGACAGCAACAACUUGGUGCUCAUCGAUGACAACGGCUCGCCGCUGGGCACACGCAUCCACGUGCCAAUUCCCACGGUCCUGCGGACCAUACUCAAGGAGAAGACGCUAGCCAAAGGUGCGGACUAUACGAAAGUCCUGGCCAUAGCCAGUCGUUACGUUUAGCUGACCAAUUCAUGCGGUUUUUCAUGUGUGUGUACA
Molecule: messenger RNA, 623 nt
Organism: Drosophila hydei
Lineage: Eukaryota; Metazoa; Arthropoda; Insecta; Diptera; Drosophilidae
Gene: mRpL14
Product: 39S ribosomal protein L14, mitochondrial
Exons: 1
Coding region: 72-587 (171 amino acids)
Biological process (GO): translation
Cellular component (GO): mitochondrion; ribosome
Molecular function (GO): structural constituent of ribosome
Source: RefSeq, a predicted model, not a curated record